GAGGUCUUGGCCUGGUGUUGUGGAAACAUUUGCUUUGGAGGCAGACAGGCUGGAUUCUGAUCCUGAUUCUGCCAUUUACUGCCUGUGUGACUUUGAGUAAGUCACCUCUCUGAGCCUUAUUUUCCUCAUGGACAAACUAUAGGGGGCCAGCAGCUCAGCACGUGCUGGAGAAAACACAGCAUUUGGGUCAUACAGACCUGGGGCUAAAUCCCAAAACACUUAUGAGCUGGGUAACUAUGGGGUAAGUCACUUCACCUUUCUGAGCCUCAGUGUUCUCAUCUGUACAAUGGAAAUUAUAGUAACUGCUUCACUGGCUUGUUGUGAGAAUUAAAUGAAAUGAUAUAGGACAAGUGCUUAGAAGAGUAUCUAACAUCCUUAAACACUAGGGGUGGGCUUAUUAUGGUAGUAGGUGUUGCCCUCCGCCCCCUUUCUCUCUCUCUCUCUCUCUCUCUCUCUCCCUCCCCACAUUGUGCGCGUGCACACACGCACACACACGCAUAUUCUUUGGCACUUCUCCCCCCAGUCAGUGUCCUAAGAUGUGUCCUGCGUCCUCUUGCCUAGGCCACUUGUCUGCUGGCCUGGGGCCUCCCUCUUCAGCACUCCUUACCUCGCCUGGGCUGCUCAGCCCUGUGGGUUUGUCCCAGCUGGGAAAGACAAUAUGUGUCUAGGGUGACUUCACAGCCAUUCUCAGCUUGGUCAUCACAACCAUUGGGGUCAAACAGUGGCAAAACAGGAACCAGGCUGCUUGCCCUACAGAUGGGACACUGAGACCCUGAAAGCUUAAGGGACUUGCCCCAGGGAGCAGGGCUGGUGGGCAGUAGAGUCUGGAUGGGAGACUGGGUCUCAAUUAUCCCAAUCCUCCCUCUUGAGAGCGAGUAACCCUCAAAUUCUCCACACUGUGUCUAGGGCACUGCUCAAGGGUGUCCACUGCCGAGGGGCCCCUUUCUGUUAGAUGGCAGGGUGGAGUUCCACGUGCUGCAGGGACGGGCCCUCCUGGAGGCUCAGAUGCUCACCUCAGGGAUAGAGUGGAAUUUGGCAGGCAGGGCAGGGGGAAACGAGUGCCCCUUUGGGCAGCAGUGCCCUCAGGUUCAGAACUAAUCCAGGUCCUUCCUUAUCCUCACCUCGCACUCACUGCUCAGCCCUUUGCCGUGGACUGCUACCCCUCACUUUGCUGUUUGUUCAGUUGACUUUUAGUGAGCACCGCUUAAUAGAUCCCUGUUCUCAUAGAAUAAGAAAUAAAUGAUCGGGAAAUGAUCAAUGAGAGGAAAACAAUAAAACACGUGCAGAUCUGGGCAAGAGCAUUCCAGGUGGAGGGAGCAGCAAGGGCAAAGGCCCUGAGGCAAGAAUGCACUUGCUGUGUUUGAGGGAUGGUGAGAAAGCUAGAAUUUGGUGAGGGAAGAGCACAUGGUAGAUGGAGUCAGAGAGGAGAUUGUAUAAGCUUCGAUUUUAUGGGAGGUUUUCAAGCAGUGAGAUUCAUGAAAGACGUCACUCAUGCUGCCAUGCUUAGGACAGACUAAAAGAGGUCAGGUUGUUGCUGGGGUCGAGGCCCAGGGUCGUGAUGGUGCCUCAGUCUGUGGCAGUGAUGGAGGAGGGAGGUAGGCAGAUCCAGAGUCUGUGUUUUAGGGAAAGCAGACAGAACCUGCUGAUGGGGGGAAGGAGUGUGGCAGGGAGGUGAAGGGAGAGUCCAGGAGAAAAACUGCUCUCACCAGCGUCACCGUGUCACCGAGGCGCCUCAUGUCAAUUCUCAGCGCCUUCCCCAGCCUGCACAGUUUCCCAGGACAGAACCAGACAAGAGGAGGCAUUCAGUAAAGAGCCAUGAGCCACCGGAUCCUGCUGCUUCUGGCCGUGCUGACCCUGGGCCUGGCUACCUCCCAACACCGAGACAAGGUGCCCUGUAAGAAGGUGGACAAGGAAGUCUUGUGCCGGGGCCUUGGCCUACUCCAGGUCCCCUCGGUGCUCCCACGGGACAUUGAGGUCCUCGACCUGUCUGGGAACCAGCUGCGGAGCAUCCUGGCCUCGCCCCUGGGCUUCUACACAGCGCUUCUUCACCUGGACCUGAGCGCCAACGAGAUUAGCUUCCUCCAGCCAGGGGUCUUCCAGGCCCUGCCCCACCUGGAGCACCUCAACCUGGCCCACAACCGCCUGGCGGUGGGCACGGCGCUGAGCACUGGGGGUCUGGGUCCCCUGCCACACCUGACGUCCCUGGACCUGUCUGGCAACAGCCUGUACAGUGGCCUGGCGGAGCGGCUGCUGGUGGAGGCGCCCGCCCUGCGCAGCCUCUCGCUGGCGGAGAACAGCCUGACGCGCCUGGGCCGCCACACCUUCUGGGGCACGCCCGCGCUCGAGCGGCUGGACCUUCACAGCAACGUGCUGAUGGACAUCGAGGACGGAGCCUUCGAAGCCCUGCCCCACCUGGCACACCUCAACCUCUCCAGGAACUCCCUCACCUGCAUCUCCGACUUCAGCCUCCAGCAGCUGCGGGUCCUAGACCUGAGCUGCAACAGUAUUGAGGCCUUUCAGACGGCCCCGGAGCCCCGGGCCCAGUAUCAGCUCGCCUGGCUUGACCUGCGGGAGAACAAACUGCUCCACUUCCCCGACCUGGCCGCGCUUCCGAGACUCAUUUACCUGAACGUGUCUAACAACCUCAUCCGCCUCCCUGCAGGGCCGCCCCAGGGCGGCGAGGGCCUUCACGCGCCUUCCGAGGGCUGGUCCGCCUUGCCCUUCUCUAACCCCGGCCGCAACGCCAGCACCCAGCCCCUCUCUCAGCUCUUGAAUCUGGAUCUGAGCUACAAUGAGAUUGAGCUCGUCCCCGAGGGCUUUCUUGAGCACCUGACUUCCCUGCGCUUCCUGAACCUCAGCCGGAACUGCUUGCGGGCCUUUGAGGCCCGGCGCGUGGGCUCCUUGCCUUGCCUCGCACUCCUGGACAUGAGCCACAAUGCGCUGGAGACGCUGGAGCUGGGUGCCAGGGCCCUGGGGUCUCUGCAGACGCUGCUCCUACAGGACAACGCCCUGCGGGACCUGCCCCCGUACACCUUCGCUGGCCUGGCCAGCCUGCAGAGGCUCAACCUGCAGGGGAACCGGGUCAGCCCCUGCGGGGGCCCAGGUGAGCCUGGACCCGCGGGCUGUGUGGCCUUCUCUGGCGUCUCCUCCCUCCACGUCCUGAACCUGGCGGACAAUGAGAUGGAGACGCUCCGGGCAGGUGCCUUCCUCCACACUCCGCUGACCGAGCUGGACCUCUCCGCCAACCCUGGGCUGGAUGUGGCCACAGGGGCCUUGGCGGGCCUGGAGGGCUCCCUGGAGGUGCUGGCCUUGCGGGGCAACGGGCUGGCCGUCCUGCAGGUGGACCUGCCCUGCUUCAGCUGCCUCAAGCGGCUCAAUCUGGCAGAGAACCGCCUGAGCCGCCUGCCUACCUGGACGCAGGCCGUGUCCUUGGAGGUGCUGGACCUAAGGAACAACAGCUUCAGCCUCCUGCCGGGCAGCGCCAUGGGUGGCCUGGAGACCAGCCUGCGGCGCCUCUACCUGCAGGGGAACCCCCUCAGCUGCUGCGGCAACGGCUGGCUGGCGGCCCAGCUGCACCAGGGCCGUGUGGACGUGGACGCCACCCAGGACCUGAUCUGCCGCUUCGGCUCCCAGGAGGAGGUGUCCCUGAGUCACGUGCGUCCUGAGGACUGUGAGAAGGGGGGGCUCAAGAACAUCAACCUCAUCAUCAUCCUCACCUUCGCCCUGGUGUGUGCCAUCCUUCUCACCACGCUGGCCGCCUGCUGCUGUGUCCGCCGGCAGAAGUUCAACCAGCAGUACAAAGCCUAGAGAGGCUGCGGGCUACAGACCAGCUCUGUCGGGGGACCCUGCCAGGUCAGUGGGGGAGCCAGAGGCACGAAGAAGGGUGGGGACUGACCCAAGAUUAUUACCCAGUGAGCCAGGAUCCAAGAACCCUGGUCUCUCGGUCCCAGCCCAGGGCUCCUUUCCCUGUAUCCUGCUGCAUCAGUCGGUGACUCACUUCACAGGGCGCACGUGUGGUCCAGCUGUGGAAGCUGGAAGAUGGGCAGCUUGCAGGAGUGACAGAGUGUAAGGUUGACCCAUCGGAUCAACACGUCUUCACCAGGCGUCUGUUUUGUGCCACACCCUGCCCUGGGCACGGGGGACGCCAGGGAACGAGACACAUCCCUGCCCUCAGCAUCGCCCAGUCUGGGUGGGGAGGUGGUUGCAGUGACCACACAGAGCAUGGAAGCCAGGGCCCCAAAGCUCUGCAGCCCCAGCUGGCUGAGUGUGGAUGGCCCUGCCCCUGCUGGGCCAGGGUAAGAGAGAGGCAAUGCCAACCACGAGGAUUUGUCUAAGAGGUGUCCAAGCAGACUGUUCGUCACAUCUUCUGAUGAUGACUUCCAGCUUCUCUGGAACAUAAAAAGCUUGUGACCGGAAGAGAGCUGGAGCCCCCUAAGGCUUGGAUCCAGUGCUAUUAGGCGGGCUGCGGCAGCUCCAGCAGGGCCUGGUUAAGAGGCGCUCUCCCUGGGCUCCAGCCCAGCGCUGGACCAUUCCGUUUCCUGCUCCGGGCAGGCUCUUUCCCUACCUGGCACUCUCGUGUUGCACACACCGGCCAAGAUACUGCCCUAGCCCCGCUACUCCCUGCCGGGGGCCGCCCUGCUCCAUCCCAGCCUCACCCUGGCCGCUGAGCCAGGAGUGAGAACCUUAGGUGUCUGGUUCCGUUCAGCACCACACUUGGCAGUGGUGACAAACCCAAGCCUGCAUCUGCCUCUUUAUGACAACCCUCUGAGGUUCGUAUUUUAUCCCAUUUUACAAGAGGCCCCAAAAGUCUCCCUCCAGGGACCUCCAGCUAAGAAAUGCCAGGACUGAGCUCCAGACUCACAUCCUCCUGAGUCCAGAGCCUGAGCUUGGCCACUGCAGGGGCUGCAGGCUGUUAGGCGGACAGGAGCAAGGCCCGGGAGCGUCCUGUGCCGUGCACACCCACCCGCUCCUCUCCCUCCUCUCUCCCAGGCGGGCAGAGAGAAGAUGGGCAGCCACAGGCCCUCUCCUCCUUCUGUGCCUCAUUUUCCCUUCUUCCCCCAUUUGCAGACUAGGCGGGCUCUCCUUUUUCUCUUCUUGCUCUUGCGUGCCCUCCUUCCCUCUCCCUCCUUUGAGCAUAGCCUGGACUUUGAAACCAUUGAGUCCAACCUCCCUGUUGCACAGGUACGGAGGCUAAGACUGAGGAAGAGAAUGGGACUUGCUCAGAGCUGCACAGGUCAGUGGCAGCGCCUGUGAAACAAGGUGGAUUCAGACCUCAUUGAGGGGGUGGGGGGCGGGGCUUGGUGGUUGGACCUGAAUGGUUUCCUUCUCUCUCAGCUGUCACAUCACAAGGUGAUGCUGGCUCCAAACUCGCUUACUAGUCCUCAUCAUGCAGGGACUUUUUUUUCCCCUAGAAAAAUGGAUAGAAAAAUCCCAUCCAGGGGCUUCCCUGGUGGCGCAGUGGUUGAGAGUCCGCCUGCCGAUGCAGGGGACGCGGGUUCGUGCCCCGGUCUGGGAAGAUCCCACAUGCCGCGGAGCGGCCGGGCCCGUGAGCCAUGGCCGCUGAGCCUGCGCGUCUGGAGCCUGUGCUCCGCAACGGGAGAGGCCACAACAGUGAGAGGCCCGCGUACCGCAAAAAAAAAAAAAAAAAAAAAAAAAAAUCCCAUCCAGAUAUAACCCCCUGUUUCUCAUACCCAUGAAAUCGUGGGCCGUCUGGGAAGAAAGGAAGCCCUGGGAUUAAUCCCGGGACCCUGUGUCAUUGUCUUCACCCUCUUACCUGUGCUUGGCCCGCACUCAGGCUCACGAUGGUGCUCGGUAAAGUGUGAGAUGAUGAAAAUGCCCCUCUCUCCACCCCAUUUUACAGAUGAGGCCCAGAGCAGGUCGAGGACUCAGGGAGUCAACGGCAGAGCCGGGGCUAGAGCCUGGUGGCUUGGCCCCAGCCCGGGGCCCUGGUGGCAAGUGGGGCAGCCGGCGGGUCCAUUUCUGUUUGGGAUCAUGACCACAGGUGCUCACUGCACACAAACACUCUUCCUCAGGCCUGGAGGGCAAGGUGUGGGCCCCUGCAUGCCUGAUCUUUGAGAACACUACACAAUGCUGCUCUCACUCCCCAGGACCCAGGCUACAACCCAGGCCUCGGGGCCAGCUCUUUGUGUAACCCACGUGAAUGUAUUAAAAACGGAUUUUGGAGAAACA
Molecule: messenger RNA, 6189 nt
Organism: Lagenorhynchus albirostris (white-beaked dolphin)
Lineage: Eukaryota; Metazoa; Chordata; Mammalia; Artiodactyla; Delphinidae
Gene: LRRC32
Product: leucine rich repeat containing 32
Exons: 4
Coding region: 1816-3807 (663 amino acids)
Cellular component (GO): extracellular matrix; cell surface
Molecular function (GO): protein binding
Source: RefSeq, a predicted model, not a curated record